Messenger RNA from Bombus impatiens (common eastern bumble bee), 2572 nucleotides. It is a transcript of the gene MFS10, whose product is annotated as sialin. Gene Ontology annotation, molecular function: transmembrane transporter activity. Bases 225 to 1718 code for a protein of 497 amino acids. The transcript is spliced from 7 exons. Gene Ontology annotation, biological process: transmembrane transport; monoatomic anion transport. Lineage: Eukaryota; Metazoa; Arthropoda; Insecta; Hymenoptera; Apidae. The record is from RefSeq and is a predicted model, not a curated record.
AUAAACGACGAUGACAGCAGACGACAGUUUACCAUUACUUAACAUACAUUGUAUCGCUGCUAAGACUCAUUACAAAAUUUCUUUAUUAAAUUGCAUAUUAUUUUGUUACCGCAUUAACGCGACGAAUGGAGCGAUCGUAAUUACAUACAAUCGAAAAAUAUUUUCGAUUUGAAGCGACGAAUUCUUCGUGAAAGUGUUGAGUAUUCGCGAAAAAAUCAUACAACAUGGAAGUAUUGGAUCCUAGUGUCUCAAGAGACGACCAGCCUUUGUGCGUCAAUGAUUUUUUGGAAAAAGUUACUAUACCAGAUAUACCUCCUGAUACAAAAUCAUGCAUAAAAGCAAGGCAUACAUUAGGCUUUUUAGGAUUUCUAGGGUUUGCACUAGUGUAUGCUAUGAGAGUAAAUUUAUCUGUGGCUAUUGUUUCAAUGGUUAAUCAAACAGCAGUACCACAUAAUGAUGAUAAUAAUACCACAGAUGUUUGUCCUAAGGAAAAACCAAUUAAUGGAACAUUCAUACCAAGUGCAGGAGAAUUUGAUUGGGAUGAGAAGACACAAGGUGUUAUAUUGGGAGCUUUUUUCAUCGGUUAUGUUGCUACAAAUGUCCCAGGUGGAAGAAUGGCAGAGAAAUUUGGUGGAAAGCUAAUAUAUGGAUUGGGAGUAUUUUUAACUGCUGUACUGACUGUAAUUACUCCUUUUGCAGCAUAUAUAGGAUUGAUACCAUUCUUAGCUGUACGAGUAGCAGAAGGAUUUACAGAGGGUGUUACAUUCCCUGCAAUGCAUAGCAUGUUAGCGCAUUGGGUACCCCCUUUAGAAAGAAGCAAAUUUGCUGCUAUAGUAUAUGCAGGUGCAAAUUUUGGAACUGUAAUAUCAUUACCAGUAAGUGGGUGGCUCUGUUCAUUAGAACUUUGGGGUGGAUGGCCCCUUGCAUUUUAUUUAUUUGGAGGGCUUGGUAUUGUGUGGUAUGCAUUUUGGACAAUUUUUAUAUUUGAUACACCUGCACAACAUAAAAAGAUUGAUCCUCUUGAAAGAGCAUACAUUGAAGCUAGUGUGGAAAAGAAGGAUGAGGAUAAUGAUUCAGGAGUUCCUUGGUUAUCAGUAUUUACAUCAUUACCCAUGUGGGCUAUAGCUAUCACUCAGUGUGGACAGUCAUGGUCAUUUUAUACGCUUUUAACAGAAUUACCAACGUAUAUGGAUAAAAUUUUGCAUUUUGAUGUACAACAGGACGCAUUCCUUUCAGCACUGCCUUAUUUAAGUUCUUGGUUAGUCGGACUCGGUAUUUCAAGUUUCGCAGAUGCCCUCCUUGCCCGUCAGCUUAUAUCUCCUUUAGCAUCGUUCAAGUUAUGGAAUACAGUGGCUUCAUUAGGACCCAGUCUCAGUUUCAUUGGCGCUAUCUGGGCUGGAUGUGAUCGUAUGAUGGUUAUGAUGAUGCUCGCUGGAUUAGGAUCUCUACAAGGUGCAAUUUAUGCAGGGAAUCAAAUGAAUCAUAUUGCUCUAGCACCACGAUAUGCGGGAACUCUUUAUGGACUUACAAAUGCUGCGGCAAAUGGUUGCGGAUUUUUAGCCCCAUAUUUUAUUGGAAAUAUAGUCCAAGGACAUGAAACACUGGCUCGUUGGCAUACAGUAUUCUGGUUAGCAGCAGGAAUAAAUAUGGCGACAAAUUGUUUUUACUUAAUUUUUGCAUCUGCCUCGGAACAACCAUGGAGUAAAGGUAGCAGUUGAUGACAAAAUUUAGUUAGACACGAAGUAUUUCAUAUGGAUAAUAAUUUACCAUUAGAUCGAAUCGCGCUCAGUUCGUUUUAAUUAUUGUAUUGACCGUUUCCGUCAUUUAGGCACAAAUCUGCGAUAUUUCUUUCUGCAAUAUUAAGUUUGAUAUAUUUCGCAUUGAAUGAAGUAUCUCAAACCUGAAUAAUUUAUUAUAUUGUGUUGGUAAAAUGAUACAGAAGUUAAAAGUAAAGUUUGUUUGGAUCAGUAUUAUUAUGUUAAUGAAGUUUAGGUACUAAAUCUAUAAUUUACGUAUCAUUCCAAUGAAGCUAUACACAUGACAAUAUGACUUUUUAAAAUUUUGUUUGACUUUUUAAUUUAACUGAAAUGAAUAUGAUUUAAAAAAAUAUUGACUUUAUUUUAUUUUACUUUAAUCUCACUACGAAGAAGAGUAAAUUAUUACAGAUAUUUUUUCUAUUUAUAAAAUAAGAAGUAUCAAAAAAUGUCUAGAGUCUAUAUUCUUGUUUAUAUGUAAGAGUUUUGUAUAUACAUAAAAAUAAUGUAAAAGUGAUUGGUAUAGUGCAGGAUGCAACAAUUUUUAAAUGAACAAGUGAAUCUUUCUUUUGUAACUAAAUAUGUAUGUUUCAUACCGAAUGUAGUUUAUCUUUAUAUCUCCUGUGGCAAUAGCCAAUACGAUAAUAUAUAAAUUUAUAAAUUUGUUUAUAAAAAAUAUAAAAAUUUCAACAAAAAUAAUAUAUGAUAUAGUUAUAGUAAGAUUUUACUAACUAUAAGUUGGAAAGCAAAAAACUUUAUAAAGCUAACUCCUACAAACAGACUUUAAUAAAAUCAUUAUCUUUUCCAAAAAAUAAUAA